AUGCAGAGAGCCGGAGGCGGGGGUGCCCCCGGGGGCAGCGGCGGGGGCAGCGGCGGGGGCCCGGGCACUGCCUUCUCCAUUGACUCCCUGAUCGGGCCACCGCCGCCUCGCUCCGGCCACUUGCUCUACACCGGCUAUCCCAUGUUCAUGCCCUACCGGCCGCUGGUGCUGCCGCAGGCGCUGGCCCCUGCGCCGCUGCCUGCCGGCCUCCCGCCUCUCGCCCCACUAGCCUCCUUUGCCGGCCGCCUUACCAACACGUUCUGCGCGGGACUGGGCCAGGCCGUGCCCUCGAUGGUGGCGCUGACCACCGCGCUGCCCAGCUUCGCGGAGCCGCCCGACGCCUUCUACGGGCCCCAGGAGCUCGCCGCCGCCGCCGCCGCCGCCACUGCCGCCCGAAACAACCCCGAGCCGGGUGGCCGACGCCCCGAGGGUGGGCUGGAAGCCGAGGAGCUGAUGCCCGCCCGGGAGAAAGUGGCAGAGCCCCCACCGCCCCCGCCUCCGCACUUCUCAGAGACUUUCCCAAGUCUGCCGGCAGAGGGGAAGGUGUACAGCUCAGAUGAGGAGAAGCUGGAGGCACCAGCAGGAGACCCGGCAGGCAGCGAACAGGAGGAGGAGGGCUCAGGCGGUGACAGCGAGGACGACGGUUUCCUGGACAGUUCUGCGGGGGGCCCCGGGGCUCUCCUGGGACCUAAACCGAAGCUAAAGGGAAGCCUGGGGACUGGAGCUGAGGAGGGGGCACCAGUGGCAGCUGGAGUGACAGCUCCUGGGGGCAAAAGCCGACGGCGCCGCACGGCAUUUACCAGUGAGCAGCUUUUGGAAUUGGAGAAGGAGUUCCACUGCAAGAAAUACCUGAGCUUGACAGAGCGUUCCCAGAUCGCCCACGCCCUCAAGCUCAGCGAGGUGCAGGUCAAGAUCUGGUUUCAGAAUCGGCGGGCCAAGUGGAAGCGCAUCAAAGCUGGCAACGUGAGCAGCCGUUCCGGGGAGCCCGUGAGAAACCCCAAGAUUGUUGUCCCCAUACCUGUGCAUGUCAACAGGUUUGCUGUACGGAGCCAGCACCAACAAAUGGAACAGGGCGCCCGGCCCUGACGGGGCUCCCAAGGAUCCUGGAAGGCAGCCGAUCUGUCCCCGAGCCUGCUCUGAGACUGGGUUAGGGUUCUGCGGACCAGCGGGGCUGCUGCUACGUUGCUGCCCUGGGAGAGGGCUCCGUCGGCAACUAACUUAGCGCUAGGUACGCUCUCCUGGCAACCUGAGACCUGGGCCCCUGGCCCUGAGCCUAUUCCAGGGAUCCUCAGACCGGGGGCUUCAGAGCUAACGGGGCUUGAGUCCUCAUCACUGCGGAGCUGUUGUUGGGGGGAGACGGACUCCUGGGGAGGGGGUGGGUUCUCACCCACCAAGGGCCUGAAAGCUUCCCACUAAUGCCCUGGGAUUACUUCUCACAGGGGUGGAGAGAAUCCAGGGUGAUGCCUAGCCAAGCUGAUCACAGCUCCUUAUUUAUUUUCUGUAAAGUUUGUAUAUAUGGAGCUAUCUGCCUCUGUCUGUCUGUCUGUCUGCACCCCUGAGAGAGACUGGGAAAGUUCGAUGUUCCGUCAUCAUUAGCCAGAGUUCAGUUCCCUCUUACUGCCUUGUGGGCGCGGUCUGGCCUGUCUGUAGCGCAAGGGCACGCAAAGAAACAGAAUGAAACUGUCACCGGCCUCCUUAGAAAACCUUCGGCUCGCACCAUCUCCCCCCAUGUAAACUACCUUCACUUCUGUCCUUCCCCGUCCCGGUACCUCCCGCAGUCCGCACCUAGGCCUCACGUUCCCAGCACAACACUUCUUUUCUCUUUACCCAUUAAACAGGCAAGCUUCUUCA
Molecule: messenger RNA, 1851 nt
Organism: Panthera uncia (snow leopard)
Lineage: Eukaryota; Metazoa; Chordata; Mammalia; Carnivora; Felidae
Gene: GBX1
Product: gastrulation brain homeobox 1
Exons: 2
Coding region: 1-1086 (361 amino acids)
Biological process (GO): regulation of transcription by RNA polymerase II; regulation of nervous system development
Cellular component (GO): nucleus
Molecular function (GO): DNA-binding transcription factor activity, RNA polymerase II-specific; RNA polymerase II transcription regulatory region sequence-specific DNA binding
Source: RefSeq, a predicted model, not a curated record